AUGAGAGUUGCUGUGAUUGGGGCUGGCGUGAUCGGACUGUCCACGGCCAUCUGCAUCUACGACCGGCACCACCUGACAGAUCAGCCGCUGGAGAUUGAGGUGUAUGCUGACCAAUUCACCCCUCACACUACCAGCGACGGGGCAGCUGGACUCUGGCAGCCGUACCUCUACGACAAGGGGAACACCCAGGAAACGCUCUGGAACAAAGAGACUUUUGAUUACAUGUUGGAGCACAUUAAUUCCCCAGAAGCUCAAGACAUGGGCCUUUUCCCGCUCUCUGGGUACAAUCUCUUCACCCAGCCAGUUCCGGAUCCAUCCUGGAAAGAUAUUGUCUUGGGAUUUAGGAACUUAACACCGAAAGAGCUCGAGCUCUUCCCAGGUUACAGUUAUGGCUGGUUGAACACGGCCCUGAUGCUCGAAGGCAGGACCUACCUACCCUGGCUUACAAACCGGUUAAAGAUGCGGGGAGUCAAAUUCUUUCAUCGGAAAAUCAACUCUUUCCAAGAGUUGACGGCGCAAGGGGUGGAUGUCAUCAUCAACUGUACGGGGGUUCGUGCAGGGGAGCUGCAGCCAGACCCUGAGUUGCUCCCCGGUCGGGGGCAAGUCAUAAAGGUGGACGCUCCUUGGGUGAAGCAUUUCAUCAUAACCCAUGAUAUCAAGUCUGGCCUCUAUAAUACGCCUUACAUCAUACCUGGGAGCCGGCUCGUGACCUUGGGAGGGACUUUCCAGCUGGGAAACUGGAGCAAAGAGAUCAGCUCCCGGGACCACCACAAAAUUUGGCAAGAGUGCUGCCAGCUGCUGCCGAGCAUCCAGAAAGCCAAGAUUGUUGACAAAUGGGUUGGCUUCCGUCCAGCCCGGUCUAAAGUUCGGCUGGAGCACGAAGUUAUACGCCACGGGCACUUACAGUCAGAGGUGAUCCAUAACUACGGCCACGGCGGCUUUGGGCUCACCAUCCACUGGGGCUGUGCGAUGGAGGCAGCCAGAUUGCUUGGGAGGAUCCUUGGGGACCGGAAGCUGUCCAAACCACCCCGUGCCAAUCUCUGA
Gekko japonicus is the source of this 1044-nucleotide messenger RNA. RefSeq names its product D-amino-acid oxidase (gene DAO). Bases 1 to 1044 code for a protein of 347 amino acids. Gene Ontology annotation, molecular function: FAD binding; D-amino-acid oxidase activity. The transcript is spliced from 10 exons. The record is from RefSeq and is a predicted model, not a curated record. Lineage: Eukaryota; Metazoa; Chordata; Lepidosauria; Squamata; Gekkonidae.